UUUGAAUUUUUCAAUGAUAUGAUGCUUUUGUUUUUCAAUGAGACGCGUUAGGCGUUAGGACCAUUUGAGUAUUUUUUUUUUUUCUUUCAAGUUGAGGUUGUGGAUGUCUGUGAAACUUGACCAUUAUUUCUUCUGUCCUUUCUAGUUGGUCCUAUUACGAAUCCUCUUUAUGUUUGGCUUCAAAGAAGCCAACCCCAACCCAUAGACACGCUUUGUUUGCAAUGGUCCUUCAAACCUCUCAUUUGGUAUAAAAAAAAAAAAGACUAUACCUUGUGUUUCUGCCUGCAUUUUCAAAAUCUCCUUUCUGAGCUGCUGUUCUGUAUAUUCGAUCAUAGGACAAUGAAAACCCGGAGAGCCAAACGUUCUGAGGUCUUUUGGCCUUCCAUUGUGAUGAAGAAAUGGCUAAAUAUUCAGCCCAAGGUGUGUGAUUUUAGUGAAGAUGAAAUUGACACUGAAACUGAAGCAGAGAGCGAGGAUGAUGCCGAGUCUCCUAGAGAUGCAAGAGUGCAUGUGGGUGUCGAUCGUGCCAGUCGAAUGCAGAGGAAACAAUCUGUUUGCCCAACUCAAACUUCAGGGACACCUUCGAAGGGCUAUUCCUUAAGGCACAGAAGAGGGAAAUCAGAAACUCUACGAGCUCAAUAUAUAAAUACUAAAGAUGUGAGAGUGACAAUAGGCACUUGGAAUGUUGCUGGAAGACAUCCAUACGAGGAUCUUGAUAUUGACGAGUGGCUUUGUAUGCAAGAACCAGCAGACAUUUACAUUCUUGGUUUCCAAGAGGUGGUCCCUUUGAAUGCUGGGAAUGUACUUGGAGCUGAGGAUAGCAGGCCAAUUCCAAAAUGGGAGGCAAUAAUUCGUAGAACUUUGAAUGGAACUUUGGAACCUGAAACCAAACACAAGAGCUAUAGUGCCCCACCUUCUCCAGUAUUUAGGACGUCUUCUGCCGCUGAUAUUCUUGCGGAUGAGAUCGAGACUCCUGCAUUAGAGACGAUAAGCGAGGAUUUGAUGGGCACCACUAAGGAUAAAUUCUAUGAAGGAUGUAAACUGAAGGGGAUAAUUGGUAUGGAUAAGAAACUGCAGUUAAGAAGAAUAUAUGGCAUUGACAAUGACAGUAGAUUGGAUUGGCCUGAACAGUCAUUUGAUGCAACACCUCAAUACCGUUCUUCUAGUUUGAAAUUGCGCAGAGUGUUGAGCAGUUCUCCAAGACUUGGCUCUGAUUGGAUGGAUAAUCUUCUAACGUUUAGCCCUCAGAAUAUUGCACUUAAUGGUGGUCGACUGAGACGAUCACAUCAGAGCUCUGGAAACCUAGGAUUGAUCUGGAUGGAUCAACAAGAGAAGCCUGAAGUUCUUGAUUCCCUUUCAGAUGUCUCCGAUCAAUUUUCUGAAGAGGAGGAUGAUUCCUUUUUAGAUAUUUCAGAGGUGCAACACGAAAGUGAGCUUCUAGAAGAUGGAGUAAAGGCACGUCCUAGGUUUGUGCGGAUAGUCAGCAAGCAGAUGGUUGGGAUAUACGUAUCAAUUUGGGUGCGUCAAAGCUUAAGGAGACGUAUAAACAACUUGAAAGUCUCUCCUGUUGGAGUCGGGCUUAUGGGCUACAUGGGAAACAAGGGAUCCGUCUCUAUUAGCAUGUCUCUUUUUCAAACACGGCUAUGCUUUGUUUGUUCUCAUUUGACCUCUGGUCAUAAGGAUGGUGAUGAACAGAGGCGUAAUUCCGACGUGUAUGAGAUCUUAAGACGUACUCAAUUCUCUUCUGUCAUUGAUUCUGAUCAACCACAAACAAUUCCUUCUCAUGAUCAGAUAUUCUGGUUUGGGGAUUUGAAUUACCGUCUCAAGAUGUUGGACGCAGAGGUUAGGAAGCUUGUUGCAAAGAGACAGUGGAAUGAACUUCUCAAUAGUGAUCAGCUUAUCAGAGAACUUCGCCGUGGGCAUGUAUUCUAUGGAUGGAAGGAGGGAGUGAUAAAUUUUCCACCUACUUACAAAUAUGCAUUUGACUCUGAUAGAUAUGUUGGUGAAAACCCAAAAGAAGGGGAGAAAAAGAGAUCUCCAGCAUGGUGUGAUCGUAUAUUAUGGUUGGGGAAAGGCAUAAAGCAGCUUUCUUAUAAGCAAGCAGAGAUAAGGCUCUCAGAUCAUCGGCCAGUCAGUUCAAUCUUCCUGGUUGAAGUCGAAGUCUUUGACCAUCGGAAGCUCCAGAGGGCCCUCAAUUUCAGUACUGCAGCAGUCCAUCCUGCGAUUUUUCUGGAUUAAAGACGGAAAACUAACUUAGUUGAUUGCGCCAGACAAGUGAUCAAACAUCACAAAAAAAAACCUCCCAUUCAAGCAGGGUAAAUAAUUAUAGCAUGGAACUGCAAGCCCUUUUGACGGCCGGGAAGAUCUAGCUCACAUAACAAACGAGGAUCAGCAUGCAAAAUUCAACAUUUUCGAGACGAUGACAAGGAAUAAGAGUGGUGUGUGGAGGAUUCAGAAAAUGUAAUUUGUGAAAAUUUUGGUUUAUGUUGUAGUUGAGGAGUUUCUGGGAUAUGAUAUUCAACACAGUGGGAAUUUUAGGGGUGAACCCCUAAAGGUAUAUAUGGUAGACAGGAACCUUGUGUUGCGUUGUUUAAUGGGUAUGGUUAAUUUGAAACCUAUGUUUGUACAUAAUACAUAUCUCUUUCUUUUUCACUUUUUGGGAGGAACUUGUACCGGACUAACCUUGAUGAAAGAUUUUUUUUUUUUUUCA
This is a messenger RNA of Cornus florida, 2710 nucleotides long. Its product is annotated as type I inositol polyphosphate 5-phosphatase 2. The transcript is spliced from 11 exons. The record is from RefSeq and is a predicted model, not a curated record. Lineage: Eukaryota; Viridiplantae; Streptophyta; Magnoliopsida; Cornales; Cornaceae. Gene Ontology annotation, biological process: phosphatidylinositol dephosphorylation. Gene Ontology annotation, molecular function: phosphatidylinositol-3,4,5-trisphosphate 5-phosphatase activity; inositol-polyphosphate 5-phosphatase activity; phosphatidylinositol-4,5-bisphosphate 5-phosphatase activity. The coding region runs from base 340 to 2238 and encodes 632 amino acids.